AUGACACGAUCAACUGUUGCAACGUCUCUCUUGUGCCUCUCGGCGCUCACUGGAGUAUCCGAGGCUGCCUUCAACUGGGCAAACGUCAAUUCUGUUGUAGCCUUUGGUGACUCUUAUUCCUCCGUCUGGGGAACUGCUGGCUAUCCCAAUUACACGUUUAUUGGCUCAAAUUUACCAAGUCAAUACGCCUUUACUCCCUCUCAGUUGCUCAAUGAUCGCAUAAUCCAGAACUAUUCGGCUACAGCUGAGGGCGGUCCCAACUGGCUCGAGUUCCUCACCGGAUGUGCCGUCAAGCCCGGACUAUAUCUGCCUAGAUCUUGCAGCAACCAGCUGUGGGACUUUGCCUUUUCCGGCGCCAGCUAUAGCAAACAGUUCUUUCCCCCGCACCACUCCUACACGGUUCCCGUCGCGAACCAGACUCAGCGCUAUCUGUCCUAUGCCGACCAGACGCUGGCCCUCGACAAGUCCCGUUCUCUGAUUACCUUCUGGUUCGGCAUCAACGACGUCUUCGACACCAAGAACUUUUACACGGGACCGCUCACCGACGAGCAGCUGUGGAACCAAAUAAUCAGCGCCUCGUUCCAGCAGAGCGUCAUGCCUCUGCUCAGGGCCGGGUUCAGAAACGUUCUCAUGAUGAAUUUCCCGCCUCUAGACCGCGCCCCCCCGAACCUGCGGUCGAGCGACCCGUACCCGACCAAGUCAAUGGUUGACUUGUGGAACUCGAUCCUGGCCAAGCAGUCGGCCCAGUUCCAGGCCAGCAACCCUGGCACCAAGAUUAUGGUCUACGACGACAACAAGUUCUUCAACCAGGUCCUCAACAGCCCCGGCUCCUACGGUAUUCGUGUCACCGAUAACUUCUGCCGCGCCUACGAGAAUCCCGACGUUGCCAACAACCCCAGCAAGUAUGGUUGCUAUCCCCUGAGCCAGUACUUUUGGCAGAGUGGAGCACACAUGUAA
Pestalotiopsis fici W106-1 is the source of this 957-nucleotide messenger RNA. RefSeq lists its product as uncharacterized. The coding region runs from base 1 to 957 and encodes 318 amino acids. Gene Ontology annotation, molecular function: hydrolase activity, acting on ester bonds. The record is from RefSeq and is a predicted model, not a curated record. NCBI's taxonomy places the organism in Eukaryota, Fungi, Ascomycota, Sordariomycetes, Amphisphaeriales, Sporocadaceae. The transcript has a single exon.